Messenger RNA from Canariomyces notabilis, 1656 nucleotides. RefSeq lists its product as uncharacterized. NCBI's taxonomy places the organism in Eukaryota, Fungi, Ascomycota, Sordariomycetes, Sordariales, Chaetomiaceae. The transcript has 2 exons. The coding region runs from base 229 to 1413 and encodes 394 amino acids. Gene Ontology annotation, molecular function: zinc ion binding; glutaminyl-peptide cyclotransferase activity. The record is from RefSeq and is a predicted model, not a curated record.
AUCAAACUCCCGCACUGAUCAAACUCCCUACUUACAAUGGCACUGGAACUGGCUACGUUGCGCUUAAUCAACUCCCAUUUACAUGUUCACGACUACCUAGCGACCAUGGAACAACAUUGGAAAGCACUCUAGUUAUGAUGAUUGGAAAGACAACAACAUCGGCUGCCGAAGGAUGACUCCGGAAUUUGCGCCGCUUUACAAUAUUAAGCCCCCCAACGUUUGCCCAUAAUGAGACCGCACCUCCCCCUUUUGUUUAUCGGCUCAAGAGCCCUGGCUUACACCCCGCUAUCCGACCGCUCCCUCCUCCACCACCUCCCUUCCUCUGUCUCCAUCUCUUCCCCAGACCCGGAUUUUGACCCGAAACACGGCACCCUCCUCUCCCCAAUCCUCGUCCCCCGCGUUCCGGGGACGCCGGGUCACGCCUCGGUCCAGCACCAUUUCAUAUCCUUCGUCCGGAACAACUUACACCCGAGCUGGACCCUCGAAUGGCACAAUUUCACCUCGACCACCCCAGCGACAGGCGACCGGCAGGUGCCGUUUGCAAAUCUCAUUCUGAGGCGGGAUCCGCCAUGGCUUGCUGCUGCUGAAAGCGGGGAGGGAAAGGGCCCGGCAGGGAGAGGAGGGGGAGGCAACGUGGCAAGACUGACGCUGGCCGCGCACUACGACAGCCUGUACCGGCCCGAGGGCUUCGUCGGCGCCGUGGACAGCGCGGUGCCCUGCGCGGUCCUGAUGGCUGUGCUGAAGGGUGUGGAUGCGGGGCUGACUCGGCGGUGGGAGGCGAACGGGGAAGGGGAUGGGAUGGAAGAGGAAAAGGGGGUGCAGGUGCUGUUCCUGGAUGGGGAGGAGGCAUGGGUGGAGUGGAGCGAGACGGAUAGUCUGUACGGCGCGAGGGCGCUGGCCGAGGCGUGGCAAGAUACGCGGUACGAAGCUGGGAGCGCAUUUUCGACGCCUCUGGAAGCCAUCAGUCUAUUUGUGCUGCUGGACUUGCUAGGAGCGCCCGAGCCAAACAUUCCCUCAUACUUCCCCAAGACGCACUGGGCAUAUAAGAACCUGGCAAAGAUCGAGGAGAGGCUAAGGAAGCUGGGCGCGCUCUGGACAAGGCCGAAGACGGCCUUUCUGGCAGAGAGCGGGAAUGACGCGUCACAGGUCUUUAGGGGGUACGUCCAGGACGACCACGUCCCAUUCAUGCAGCGCGGGGUGGAUGUGCUGCAUAUCAUUCCCACGCCGUUUCCGCCGGUAUGGCACACCAUGGAUGACGAUGGGGCACAUCUGGAUGUGCCAACCAUCAGGGAUUGGGCCAGCAUCAUGACGGCGUUUGUGGCUGAGUGGAUGGACUUGGAGGGCUAUCUUCCUGAGGUCAGGCAGGGGGCAUGGGAAGACGGCAGCAGGACUGGUGAGAAGGAGGAGCUAUAGGGGGCUCUUUCUGACUUGAUCGGCCAAGGUAAAUACAAAACACGCGAAUGAAAGGAAACGAAAAUAAGGGGGUGGUCAAGUAACCGGCACACUGCAAGAUCCGCCUCGAGCCAGACCAAUGGUUUAUUUGCAGGUCAACCCUUCGCAUGCUCCUCCAAUCUAGUGGCUUGCAGGACAUAAACAGGUUCCUGAACUCUGAGAGCAAAAGUGUCAGGGACUCAGAGCUUUCAAGCCCGCUAUUGA